Adineta ricciae is the source of this 2934-nucleotide messenger RNA. The record is from the annotation of a GenBank genome assembly. NCBI's taxonomy places the organism in Eukaryota, Metazoa, Rotifera, Eurotatoria, Adinetida, Adinetidae.
AUGGAAAGUAACGAUCCUGAAUAUUUACUUUCACUGUCAGGUGAACCAUUUUUUGUACAUAUUGAACAAAAAUAUCGCAAAUCAGUUGAAAAGAUUUUAAGAUAUUAUGACAUUGAUGACUAUACAAUCCUGGGCAAAGCUGGCAAACGUGAACUGAUCGAUUUGUUCGAAAAACCUAACGAUGAAAAUUCCACUAGUGAUUUAAUUGAUUUGAAGAAAGAAAUUUGUGUUGUAACUAAAGAUUCAAUGUUGUUGAAAAUCGGUACGAAAAACAAAGUUGUUUCAUUAUUGAAAGCUACUCAAAAGAUUAUCAAAAAGAACAAUUUUCAACAAACACAAUCACGUCGAGUCGGUGGAUAUCGAUCAACGUCAACCAGCAACAAUCUUAGUGACAAUAGUGAUGGAUCUCUUGAAGAAAAUUACUCUGCAACGGUUCAAGAUUCUAUUCAGAGUUUAUUAACAAGUCUACGCUAUACUAUUCACGGUAUUAAUUAUACGAACGUAUCAGCGAAGGAUUUUAAGAUCGUUAUCGAAAAACAGUCCGGUGACGUUUUACCAGCUUGUUCUGUUCGAUGCAUUUGUGGAGACAAAAUUAAAUUAUAUCUGAGAAAUACUCGAUUCCAGGUGUCUUAUUUGAUGAAACAUUUGAAGAACACUAACAAUAAACCAGCAACCUUGAUGAAUGAUAAUAGCGAGAAUUUAUAUGAUUCAGAAGUUGAAAGUGAAAUCGAUUUUGAUGGGCAACCAUUGAUAAGUGAAAGAUCUCAAUCAAGUACUCAAAAGAAAAAUGCACGGAUUGUUCAUAUUGAUGUAGACGAAAGUGAUGCGUCAGCAACAACUGUACUGAAGAAUAGUCGAGUUCAAAAGCCUCGUUUGGAAUCAAUCAAUAGUGUGAAUACUCCUUCAUCAAAUAAAACAGGGAAAAAUCAACUUGAUGGACAAGCCAAAAUUCGUCGUCAAGCAAAACCAAGUGGAUCACAAAGUACAAUUUCAUUUACUCCUGCAACAACAUUAAAAAACAUUUUGAAUUCGAACAGCUCCUCUCAAUCUAACAAGCGAAAAGUCGAUGAAAGUGAUCGAAAAGCCAGCUCUUUUUCGUUAAAAAAGCGCAACACCAAAAUAUUUGGAGAAAACAUUGCAUAUUCUAAAGCAGGCAGUUCAGAUAUUCUAUCUACUUUACUAAAUACUAUUGAUAGUAAUCGACAUCAUUCGCCUAACAAUUAUCGUUAUCCAACUGCCGUAUUGCGAUUGGCAACGUGUUUCUUUAUACUAGCAGGCGUAUAUGUGUAUAACUUUAUUCGUAUUAACUUGAGAUAUCUUUUACCUUCGGUCGAAACGGUUAAAAAGUUCUAUACGUAUAAUCCUUACUCAGAAGCGAACUUUCGAUUUACUGAAUGCAAAAGUUAUCUUGAUUCGAUUGACACUUCCUUCGCUUUCGUAUCGGAAGAUUGCUCUGCAAUUAUUCCGCGCAUUGAAUACGAUUCGGUAUUCGAUCAUUUCAAUGGGUUUAUAACGCCAGUUGUCGAUGGGAAACCGAUCGAAAGCGCUUUUAGUUGCCAGUCUUUCGAAGAGUUCCAGUUUUUGAUCGAAAAUAACCAGCGUGCCAAUCUCGUCAAUGUACAUUGUUUGCAGCCUAUUCAUAAUCGAGAUCUUUCCAUAACGCCACCACCAAUAGUUCUGGCUGCAUAUGGCACUGAUAAUAAAUUGACUUCGAUGGAUAUUCUCAAACGAUGGAUUAUGAUGUAUCAGGAAUUUCAUUCGCGGAAUAUUCGUGUUCUCGGAUUCUCUACCGACGGUGAUCCGAAGUAUCUCAGAGCGAUGCGUUUGGCAUCCAAUUUUUUUGUUACAACCGAAACUUUGAGUAUUUAUGACAACACAUUGGCUUUCAAAAUCGACAUCCCUAAAGAUUGGUCCUCAUGGUACUUCUUGAACCCAGUUCAAAUGUUUAUGUAUAUGCAGGACGGUGUUCAUCUGUGUACGAAAAUUCGGAAUCGGUUAUUAUCGAAAACGGCUAAGCUAAAAAUGGGAUCAUAUGAUGUAUCAAUAAACGAUCUGUACAAAUUGAUUGAAACAAGAAACAAACUUGAUCACAACUUGUCUAGAUCCGAUCUUAAUUGUCGUGAUAAACAAAAUUUUGCUUCUUGUCAGCGAAUAUCAGAUGAUAGAGUUUUGAAUCUAUUAUCGUCUAACGAUCAGUCUAACGGAACAUUCAAUUAUUUAUUAUUGCUAAAUUUAUUAAUUACCGCUUAUACGCGAAGCGAUGUCUCUUUGUCCGAACGGAUUUUUUACGCAUGGGUCGUGCUAUUUUAUACUCGGCUGUGGCGAAUAUGGUUGUACAUUACGAAAAGAAGUCGCAAGUCAGCGAAAGUCAAGAAAAAAAACGAUGAAAUGAAUUAUUUUAUUACACAAAACGCUCUAUUAUCGAUCGAGUUAAAUGCUCAUUAUCUUAUAUAUUUAUAUUUAUCCAUUGAACAAAAGCUAAUACCUGAAUCAACAGCAGAUUCUGUUCAUUUAUUUUCAUCCCAAUCGUGUGAAAAUGUUUUCCGAGAUGCAAGAGCGCUGUCUGGAAUCUAUUCAACACGAAUUAAUUUUACAAUGAAACAAUUUCUCAAACGAAUAAAUAAACUCAAUAGUUUAACUGAAUUAAAACAAUAUGAACUUACCAAUAACGAAGAAAAGAUAAAUUUUCCUGUACACCAUAAAAACAAACGAUUCCAUAAUGACACACGAAGAAAUGUUGCCGAUUCGAACGUCGAUUUCGUAUCUGCUAAUGUUCAAGCAAUUGUUCAUCGUGCCUAUGAAUCUGCACAACAAAUGACAAUCUUUGUAGGAAUGAGCAAAGAUUUAAUCAAACACAACGUUUUCAACAUUGAACAAUCAUCAGAAUUGGCAAAGAAAUUAUUAAAAUUGAAGAAUGGCUAUCAUUUGCCCUGA